This is a messenger RNA of Solenopsis invicta (red fire ant), 822 nucleotides long. RefSeq lists its product as uncharacterized. The transcript has a single exon. NCBI's taxonomy places the organism in Eukaryota, Metazoa, Arthropoda, Insecta, Hymenoptera, Formicidae. Bases 1 to 822 code for a protein of 273 amino acids. The record is from RefSeq and is a predicted model, not a curated record.
AUGUGUAAAUUAGGUAACAAGAAAAGCGAUCACGACUGCAGAAAAAAUUUUACAGGAACAGCGAAAGCUAUGGAACCUGAUAUGGCUGUUGAAUUGAUAGUUCAUAAUACUUUGCUCAAAGAGAAAAAUGUUAAAAUAAAAACGUUAAUUUCUGAAAAUGAUUCCAGUACUCCAGCUGCUGUGCGUAGAUCGGCUUCGUAUGAAAUAGAAAAAUUGUCGGAUUAUAAUCAUACUGUAAAAUCAUUUACUAGCGCUUUAUAUGGGAUGAAACUUUCACGAAACUUAAUAGAAUACUUUUCUCAUUGUUUUUCACAUGCUAUAAAACAAAACAAAGGGAAUAGUGAAGCAGUAAAGCAAACUCUUCUGAGUAUAAUAUCUCAUGCUUUUGGUGAGCACACAACUUGCGGAGAUUGGUGUAAAACAGAUGCAGAAGGAAAAUAUGUUCACAAACAUUUGCCUAAUGAAAAGCCGCUAGAGGAUCCUCAACUACGUCUUUCAUUGAUCAAAAUUAUUUCCCGAUAUGUUAAUAAUGUCGAUAAGAUAGCCCCGUGUGGAUCAACUCAAGCAAAUGAGUCUAUGAAUAAUAUCAUAGCACAGAAGUGUAUCAAAUCCAGAUAUUAUGCAAGUUCUGAAUCUUUAAAUUUUAGAGUUGCAGCUGCAGUAUGCCAAAAGAAUCUUGGUCAUAAAUAUAUGGAAAAUGUUUUUGACAAGCUUCAGUUGACAUCCACUCAGGAAACUAUCAAAUUUCGACAUCAAAAAGAUAUGAAACGGGAGAAAAGAGCUCUACGUUCUAAACAAGUAGCUUAUAAAAAGAAAGGCUAG